GAUGAAUCCUUGGCGCGUGAAGGCCUGUAGCAUCGUGAGGGGUCACCUUCUCCAGCACGCCGUGACAACAAGGCGUAUCAGUUCAGCACGUCAGACAGCCCAGAACAACACGCAAACAAUGGCACCUCAGCUCAUCUUCGGGACAGGCGUCCUCGGCAUGGACGGGACCGAGUUCCAGGACAAGGACGCCGUCACGGACCUGCUGAGCACGCUCAAACAGCUCGGCAUCAACCGCCUCGACACGGCGGCUCGCUACCCGCCCUUCAACCCAGGCAGGUCGGAGCAGCUCAUCGGCGAGGCAGACACGAGCGGCGCGUUCGUGGUGGACACGAAGGUCUACACCGAGGUCGGCGACGGCAGCGGUGAUCUCACGCAGGCGGCGAUGCAAAAGUCAGUGGGCGGCAGCCUCUCGCGGCUGCAGCGGCCACACGUGAACGUGCUGUUCGCCCACCGCCCCGACCCGGCCACGCCGCUCGAGGAGCAGGUCCGGGGCUUCCAGGACCAGGUCUCGCGGGGCCUCGCGAGGGAGUGGGGCGUCGCGAACCACCCGCCCGAGGCGCUGGAGCGGAUCAUCGCCCUGUGCGCGGAGAAGGGCUGGGCGAAGCCGACGUGGUACCAGGGCACGUACAACAUGCUCACGCGCGGCGCCGAGGCGCGCGUGCUGCCCGUGCUGCGGGCCCACGGCAUGUCGUUCCUGGCCUCGCAUGCGCUCGCGUCGGGAUUCCUGACGGGCGGGCAUGUUGACGCUGAGGGGAGGCCUACGGGCCGCUUUGCUAAGAAUGCGAAUCUUGCACAUCCCGAGGUGGCGGCUGCGAUGAAGGAGUUCGUGGACGGCUGUAGCGCCCACGAUCUGCAGCCCGUCGAGGUUGCGAGCCGUUGGACGUCGCACCACUCCGCGCUCGGCGACGGUGACGCUAUUGUUCUGGGCGCGAGUAAGCUGGAGCAAGUGGGUGAUACGGUGGCACAUAUCAGCAAAGGUCCGCUUCCCCAGGAGAUGGUUGUGCUGGUGGACAGGGUUUGGGCCACGGUGACACCAAUACGCGGCUCGAUGAUAUGAAGAAGUGGUAAUUAAAAACGCAUAUCGUUGUUUUUAGGCCUGGGCCGUCUGGUAUUGUACUGGAUAGACGCUAGAAGAAAAUUGAUGCAUACAUGUUAUGUGAAG
Molecule: messenger RNA, 1162 nt
Organism: Diaporthe batatas
Lineage: Eukaryota; Fungi; Ascomycota; Sordariomycetes; Diaporthales; Diaporthaceae
Exons: 1
Coding region: 2-1057 (351 amino acids)
Cellular component (GO): cytosol
Source: RefSeq, a predicted model, not a curated record